AUGGCACCUGAAUUCUAUGGCGGACCGAUCACAUACAAUUUUGAUAUUUAUAGUCUUGAUAUGAUAAUCAUAGAGAUAGUAACAGGAGAGAAGGGAUGUCCUAAUAUUGACAAGGUAACGUAUUUGGUUUCAAAGCGUGCUCUACGUUUGGAGGAUCUACGAAUUCCCCCUACUUAUUCAAAAACUUUCCAAGGCCCGCCUCAUGGUAUCCAAGUUGAAAGAGAUAACUUGAACAAGUAUGGUCGUCCUUUAUUGGGAUGUACUAUUAAACCAAAAUUAGGAUUAUCCGCAAAAAAUUAUGGUAGAGCGUUUAUGAGUGUCUACGUGGUGGACUUGAUUUUACCAAAGAUGAUGAAAACGUAA
Molecule: messenger RNA, 363 nt
Organism: Triticum turgidum subsp. durum (durum wheat)
Lineage: Eukaryota; Viridiplantae; Streptophyta; Magnoliopsida; Poales; Poaceae
Source: the annotation of a GenBank genome assembly